AUGUCUUCACACUCUCAAGAGCAUAAAGCAACAGAGGUCGAACACCGUCUUAACGGCCUAACAAAUGGAGAUGGGAGCAACACAUUCAAGCUCGGAAACUUUUCUAUCGACGAGGCACGGCCAAUUAAAGUCAUUGUCAUUGGCGCCGGUUACAGUGGUAUCGUAGCUGGAAUCAGAUACCUUCAACGAGUUCCUAAUCUGACCUUGACAAUAUACGAAGCUGAACGAGGCAUCGGUGGAACCUGGCUCGUAAAUAAAUACCCUGGUUUGAAAUGCGAUAUACCCUCGCAUUCUUACCAACUCACUUUCGAGGAGAAUCCCAACUGGUCGUCCUUCUAUGCCUCCGGUCCUGAAAUUCGUGCUUAUCUCGACUCCAUCGUCGACAAAUACAAGCUCAUGCCAUACAUCAAACUUCAACACCGAAUGACCAAAGCGCGAUACUCUGAAUCUGAUGGCAAAUGGAUCGUUACCAUCCAGCGGCCCGCCGAACUAAGCCCGGGAGAAACGGCCAUACGAUUUGAAAAAUUUGAGGACACAUGCGACGUCUUAUUCACCGGAAUAGGAGUUCUUAGCAGAUGGAACUGGCCAGAAAUACCAGGGUUGGAAGAAUUCCAAGGCAAAGUAAUCCAUAGUGCGCAGUGGGAGACAGGGGAAGGCGGUCCUGAUGCUCCUUGGGAAGACACGGUUAAAAGUUGGGGAAACAAAAGAGUCGGCGUUAUUGGUGUGAUGGCACCAACGCUGUUCUUCAAGGGAUCUUCGGCAAUACAGAUCGUUCCCGCUAUCCAGCCAAAAGUAGCUCAGGUCGUUAACUAUGUUCGUGGAAAAACGUGGAUAGCAUCCAUCUUUGUACGUGAACCCCUCGUACAAUUGUCCGGGAGAGAAGAUGCUGAGAACUAUGAUUUCACUGAAGAUGAUAAGAAGAGGUUCCAAGAUCCUGUGUACUACAAGAAAUUCAGGCGAGACCUUGAAUCAGGACUGAACGAUGCUCACGCCGCCACGAUUCGCGGCCAUCCCCUCCAAGAUAUGGCAAAAACGGCGUUCAAAGAAAUCAUGGUCCAACGACUGGCGAAAAAGUCGUGGAUUGCAGAUCACCUAAUUCCGAACUUUGGAGUCGCAUGUCGACGGUUGACCCCAGGACCUGGAUACUUGGAAGCGCUCUGUGAAGAGAAUGUUGACUUUGUUCCCUCACCUAUCAAGAAAAUUACACCAACAGGCAUCGAAACCGAGGAUGGGGAUCACAAGGAAUUGGAUGUGAUCGUCUGUGCCACAGGAUUCGAUACUUCUUGGCACCUCCCUUUCCCUUUCAUUGGGCGAAAUGGGAUCGACCUUUCUGACAAGUUCGCUUCUCAUCCGAGAACAUACCUCUCCGUGGCCGUCGAUGGGUUCCCAAACUGGUUUCAAUCUUUGGGCCCAAACAGUGGCGUUGGGGCUGGCUCGCUUUUACUGCUGAUGGAACGACAAGUUGAUUAUGCCGUUGCAGCGACCUUGAAAGUGCAGAGAGAAAGAUUGAAGAGCAUCGAGGUCAAAUCCAAGGCCGUGGAUGACUUUGAUGAGUAUUUAAUGAGCUAUUUCCCCACGACCGUAUUUGGCGAAAAAUGUAGAUCGUGGUAUAAAGCUGGACGAGAGGAGGGACGCGUUUCCGCGCUGUGGCCAGGCUCUACUUUACAUGCGACAAAGGCCCUGAAGCAUCCUCGGUGGGAAGACUUCAACUACGAGCGAUUAGACCCAAACCGGCUUCAUUGGCUUGGAGAUGGCAACACGGUUGCAGAUAAGACACCAGGAAGUGACAAAACGUGGUACCUCAGUGAUGAAGAAAUAGACUAUCCGCUUAGUGAGUGCAUACGCAGUCUAGUCAUUAGAGCAAUUCGCCGAUGGACUCCCGCUGUUUAG
This is a messenger RNA of Desarmillaria tabescens, 1890 nucleotides long. Its product is annotated as FAD/NAD-binding domain-containing protein. Lineage: Eukaryota; Fungi; Basidiomycota; Agaricomycetes; Agaricales; Physalacriaceae. The transcript is spliced from 15 exons. The coding region runs from base 1 to 1890 and encodes 629 amino acids. The record is from RefSeq and is a predicted model, not a curated record.